GAGCACCGUGGACCGACUGACUUACUGACCGACCGACGGAGGCACACACCGCUCCACCCCACCCCAUCCCGCCCCACCCCGCCUCGCCCGCAUCCCCGCGCCGGCGCCGCCUCCCUCCGGCUACUCCCUCGGCCACCCCUUCCUUCUGCACUUCUUUUCCGCCUCCGCCUCUUCUUGGCUCCCGCGGCGCCAGUGCCUUCCCCUGGCCCGGGCGGGGCGCCUCGGAUCUCGGCAGAGCUCCGUAGAGUCGGGCGGAACGUUUCGUUCUAGCAGAGAAGCAGCCCCUGCGCUGGGCGAGAGGUGCCGAGGGAGCUUCUCCCCGAGGACCGGGGGAUGCGAAGGGUUACCAAGAGAACUUACUGGAAACAGAUUCUUUUUGUUCCAAAGAUGUCUCCCACUCCAGGCAAGGAGCAGUCCUGGCUGAGCCAGCAUCUUAGGAACUGGCCAUGGAGAAUCAUCUUCCGUCUGGGCCUAACAAAACCACACUGCUCAUGGUGACAAAUUGAGUGAUUUCAAGAUUCCCUGCUGCGGGUCUCUUUCUCAGUCCUUUUGAGUUUGGCCUAAUCCAAGACAGAGGUUAUGAAGUCUAUCCUAGAUGGCCUUGCCGAUACCACCUUCCGCACCAUCACAACAGACCUCCUCUACGUGGGCUCCAAUGACAUUCAGUACGAAGAUAUCAAAAGUGACAUGGCAUCCAAAUUAGGGUACUUUCCACAGAAAUUUCCUUUAACUUCCUUUCGGGGAAGUCCCUUCCAAGAAAAGAUGACUGCAGGAGACAAUGCCCAGUUAGUCCCGGCAGACCAGGUGAACAUUACCGAGUUUUACAACAAGUCCCUUUCAUCCUACAAGGAGAAUGAGGAGAACAUCCAGUGUGGGGAGAAUUUCAUGGACAUGGAGUGCUUCAUGAUUCUGAACCCCAGCCAGCAGCUGGCCAUCGCUGUCUUGUCCCUCACGCUGGGCACAUUCACAGUCCUGGAGAACCUGCUGGUGCUGUGUGUCAUCCUCCACUCCCGCAGCCUCCGCUGCCGGCCCUCUUACCACUUCAUCGGCAGCCUGGCGGUGGCCGACCUCCUGGGGAGCGUCAUUUUUGUCUACAGCUUUGUUGACUUCCAUGUGUUCCACCGCAAAGAUAGCCCCAAUGUGUUUCUCUUCAAACUGGGUGGGGUCACUGCCUCCUUCACAGCCUCCGUAGGCAGCCUGUUCCUCACAGCCAUUGACAGGUACAUAUCUAUUCACAGGCCCCUGGCUUAUAAGAGGAUCGUCACCAGGCCCAAGGCCGUGGUGGCAUUUUGCCUGAUGUGGACCAUAGCGAUCGUGAUUGCCGUGCUGCCUCUCCUGGGCUGGAACUGCAAGAAACUGCAGUCCGUUUGCUCAGACAUUUUCCCACUCAUUGACGAAACCUACCUGAUGUUCUGGAUUGGGGUCACCAGCGUGCUGCUGCUGUUUAUCGUGUAUGCAUACAUGUAUAUUCUCUGGAAGGCUCACAGCCACGCGGUCCGCAUGAUUCAGCGCGGCACCCAGAAGAGCAUCAUCAUCCACACGUCAGAGGACGGCAAGGUGCAGGUGACGCGGCCCGACCAAGCCCGCAUGGACAUUCGGCUGGCCAAGACCCUGGUUCUGAUCCUUGUGGUUUUAAUCAUCUGCUGGGGCCCUCUGCUUGCAAUUAUGGUGUAUGAUGUCUUUGGGAAGAUGAACAAGCUGAUUAAGACGGUAUUCGCAUUCUGCAGUAUGCUCUGCCUGUUGAAUUCCACCGUGAACCCCAUCAUCUACGCUCUGAGGAGCAAGGACCUGAGACAUGCUUUCCGGAGUAUGUUUCCCUCGUGUGAAGGCACCGCACAGCCUCUUGAUAACAGCAUGGGGGACUCAGACUGCCUGCACAAACAUGCCAACGACACAGCCAGCGCUCACAGGGCUGCAGAGAGCUGCAUCAAGAGCACAGUCAAGAUUGCCAAGGUGACCAUGUCUGUGUCCACAGACACGUCCGCUGAGGCUCUGUGAGCCUGACGCCUUCCUGGCGGCACAGGAAAAGAAAUUCAUUUUUUUUUUUUUAAAGCUUAAAAUCUAGAAGAGUCUGUCGUCUCAUCGGUUAUAUUUUUUUAAGUUGACCACGCUCAGUGAAAGGUGAUUGUUACCAGGAUCGGUUAUCAGUUCUCUAGCAUUUCGAUAGUGUACUGAAACUCAGUUCUUCGGGGGUUUACAGUGAAGAAAGCCUGCUGCUGAUGUGGGGACCGAAGCUGCUUCAAAGUCUCAGUGAAAUAGGAGAGACACCUGCGGCUACACAGUCGGAACUCUAAGGACCCGUAGGAAAACACCAUCAAAUGAGUAAUGCCUUUGUAACCACAACUCUCGUUAUAAUGUGAAAUGUAUUUGUCCAUAAGUAUCAGAGAUGUCCAUUCUUACAAGUUACAGUACUAAAGUAGAACUCUUUUGUAAAAUGUAUCAUGUCAUGUGAGAUGCAUAUCAGUGUUUACUGUGUGUUAUUUAUAUUUGUCUAGUUGAGCAAAACUGAAAGGUAGACUUUCAUGAGAACAAUGGGACACAAGCGGCGGAUAUACACCAGUGAGACCACUUUUUAAAAAAUCAUUGCCCGUGACUAUAGGAACCUUAAUAUUUUUUCCAAUCUAUUUAAAUUUGACACUCGGAUAACCAUAAAGGUUUAUUUUUCUGUUGACACAACAAGAAGAAUUUGAAGACUGUCCAGAGUAUUGAGCAGAAUUCAUUGACACUUAAAAAUUUGUUAGCCCUGCAUUUUCAUACAUGGACAUUUAUUGUCUUCUGGACUAUGGCUGUUCUGUUGGGUGAUGGAUUACAAUCAGAACGGAAGAGAGAAGGCAUAUUGACUUUUACGGCUGACAUCUCUGACUUUCUUUAGUCUUUAGCUAUUACUAGACCCCUUAAGACAGCAUGUGUCAAUCUUAAUGUAUAUUGUUAUCACUGUGCAAUUACUGUUUACUUGAAGAGUACUGCAUUCUUAUGUCCCAGGUUUCAGUAGAUUUCAUGCCUGGGUGGCCAAAUGCGUCUUCAUUUUUUCUUAAUUGAAAAGAAGUAAAAUUAUACUGUGUG
This is a messenger RNA of Zalophus californianus (California sea lion), 3063 nucleotides long. It is a transcript of the gene CNR1, whose product is annotated as cannabinoid receptor 1. Gene Ontology annotation, cellular component: membrane. NCBI's taxonomy places the organism in Eukaryota, Metazoa, Chordata, Mammalia, Carnivora, Otariidae. The record is from RefSeq and is a predicted model, not a curated record. The transcript is spliced from 4 exons. Bases 580 to 1998 code for a protein of 472 amino acids. Gene Ontology annotation, molecular function: cannabinoid receptor activity. Gene Ontology annotation, biological process: G protein-coupled receptor signaling pathway.